AUGUCAAAGAACCUCAUGGACACGGAGAUCGGUGGCGAACAGACACAAUACGAGGGCUCCCACACCUUCGUAGAGCCUCCUAGCAAGCAAGGCGGUCAAUUGGGCGAUAUAUCUAAAGGUGCCGCGUCCAAGCAGAAGAACACCGCGAGCGACGAAUCGAACACGCAGGGGGUUACCAAGGCAGAGCAGAAUCGCUCCGAACAGAGUAUACAGGAAGGCGGUAUGGGCGGUAAGACUCCAGGCUCUACUGGGCAGGCGAACGCGGAAGGUGGAUUCGGCGGUACUAAAGCUUUGAAUGAAGAGAAUGAUAGUUUCUCGAAAGAAAGGAGAGAGCAGGGUUAUGGUGGAGGGAAGGACAUGGAUAGGAACAUUGGAGCAUGA
Molecule: messenger RNA, 381 nt
Organism: Cucurbitaria berberidis CBS 394.84
Lineage: Eukaryota; Fungi; Ascomycota; Dothideomycetes; Pleosporales; Cucurbitariaceae
Exons: 3
Coding region: 1-381 (126 amino acids)
Source: RefSeq, a predicted model, not a curated record